UGGCCAUCCUACCUCCCCAGUUUAUCCCGAAGAUUUCUUGAGGAUUGUUCGCGCCGUCGCUCUGCUUCGAAUCUAUCGUUGGUCCGAGAUUUCCGUCGAAAAGAUCCGUGAGCUUAAAGAUCGAAUCGCUCGAAGUACGUUCUCUCGCACCUCUAGACUGUGCUCUUUUAGUCGCAAGUUUUAUCUGUCGCGUCCUGACCCUUCUGCCUUAUGUUUUCAGGAGAGUGGAGAUCCGAUCUUCCGACCGUUCUUCCCAUUCGCGCUAAGCGACUGGACAUCUUCCCGAGAGACAUCCAAAAACAAAUUACCGAGGCGAAGAAGAUGGGUACUUUUCCUGAUUUGAGCGCAAUAAUAGCGGCCCAGCUGGGGCUGACUAGCGGGGAAGGACCCUCAACGGCGGUUCCUCGUUCUGACGAGGUUUUCCCUUCCGAUGCCAGAAGUGCGGGGAAGGGAAAGAAAAGGAAAAGAGGCGAUGGUUCGGGAGCCGGGAGGAGUACUGAGGAGACGAGUGAUGUCCCUCCUUCCAGUGAGCCCCGGAAGAAGAGCAAGAAGAAAAGGACAAAGAAGAAAUCCGCCGGCGAGCAGUUGGAAGAUGCUGACGAGCAGAUCGAGCAAGAGGAAGAGGAUGCUCGAGGAGAAGAAAUUCAGCCCAAAGAGGGGGGUUCUGAGGACGAAGCCUCGGAGGGACGGAAUGACGAGGAAGGAGUAAGUGAAGGAGGGGAACGCGAGACUUCUCUUAAUGCCGCCUGCUCGGGUGAUUCCGAGGAAGAUAGCGAAGGGUCGCCACUCCUGAUAAGGAGGGGAAAUGACGAAGACGAUGAUGAGAGGCGGUCUCCUGUUCUGACGUUUCCUCGCGAGAGAACUCCAGUUCCCGUCGGAGGAGGGGCCGUCCAGAUCGGUACUUCUUCCCGUGGCUCCGCUAUCCUAAGGAGGGCUCCCGGAUUCAGCUUUCCUGAUAAGGUCGACUUCCACUAUGAGGGACCGGCUCCCUUAGUGUACGUUCCAGAGAAAUGUGGGGAGUUUCUCUGUCAACUAAGAGGGAGGGCGAAACCUCUUCCUUCUGUGAAGGACCUUAUCAUCGGGGGUGAAUACGAAGAAGCUGCAAGGGCCAAACUGCUGGGUGAUAGCACGAUGAAUGUCGUGAUUGAUAAAUACGACACGGCCCUUAAACGAGCCUUGGAGGAGCUCGAGCUGGCCAAGAAAGAGUUUGCUGAGAAGGAAGAGGUUUCUGCUCGUCAACUGAACGAGUCAAGGGCCAAUCUGCAGAAGCUCGACGGGGUGAUGGCCCGCACCGUUGCUCGACGCGAUGAGUUUAAAGCCGCGCUGGAGUCGUCUCGAAGAACCAUUCGCGAGCUUGAACAGAAGAAUGCUGACCUCGAGAGCGAGAGGGCUUCGCUCGCUGCCACGCACGAGCGAGAGAUGAAACGUCUGAGAGACUCCAGAAUCUUGGAGGUGACGAGAGAAAGGGGGAGAGUUGAGGCGGAAAUGACCGCCAAGGCUAGUCGUUGCUUCGCCAGGAUUCGUUCUCGAGAGGAGCGUCGGGGUCCUUACGACGAGGCUCGGUUACUUUACAGCCAAGCCUUUGGGACUAGGAAGUGCCUCGAGGCCUUGAAAGGAGCCGGGAACGACAUACCGCAAGCCUCUAUUGAUAUGUUCGUCGAGUACGAGAGGAAAUACGAACAAGAGGCUGAGCAGCUGAAGGUUGGUGAGAUCCCUGAAAGCGAUUUUAGACUCUCUCCUCUCGUGUUGGAGUCUCAGUUUGUGGAUGCUCGGAUUCUGGCGGGUCUCGAUCCGUAUGGUUCCAACGCUGGCUUAAUUGACCCGGAGACCGCGGCAAAUCUGCAUGUCUCGUGUACUCGUCCGGUCGAAGAAAGGCGCGAGGAACCGACGCUUCUUAUCGAAAACCCUUCGACUGUUCUUGAGGAAGGGGUGCCUGGUCGAGGAGCCCGAGUCGAUGGAAAUAACGUUCCUGUCCUCGUGCUUUCGGACACUUCAAUCGAGGGUCGCGAUUCGCCGCCUCCAGAAGAGUCUCGUCGGGAUGGCGAGGAAAACACUGGCGAGGUGUCGGAGGAUGAUGCGGUGCAAGUCUCUCCGAUUGCCCGCGAAUCGAGCGUCAGGGCUUCGGAGCUUUCCGCCCUUAAUGAUCGCGAGAGUGAUCAGGAAGCUUAGUUUUCCUUGUUUGUUGUUUUCUUUUGAGUCUCGGAGGACUUAUGUUGUUGCCUUUUAGACUUUUGCCUUUCGAGGCUUUUACUUUGUUGUUCCUCUGUUACAACUCUUCGAAUCGUAUUAUCUGUUUGUCUUUUAUUGUACUUAUCUAUCAAAUGCAUGAUUUAUCAAGAUUUGAAGUGACUGUUUGUUUAGUAUAAACAUUAUUCGAGAUA
This is a messenger RNA of Brassica napus (rape), 2381 nucleotides long. Its product is annotated as neurofilament medium polypeptide-like. The coding region runs from base 211 to 2169 and encodes 652 amino acids. The record is from RefSeq and is a predicted model, not a curated record. The transcript is spliced from 2 exons. Lineage: Eukaryota; Viridiplantae; Streptophyta; Magnoliopsida; Brassicales; Brassicaceae.